Molecule: messenger RNA, 573 nt
Organism: Ambispora leptoticha
Lineage: Eukaryota; Fungi; Glomeromycota; Glomeromycetes; Archaeosporales; Ambisporaceae
Source: the annotation of a GenBank genome assembly
AUGCACAUGAUAUCACUUUUAGCACAUGGCAUGAUUUUACUUGUAUUACCACCUUUUAUCAAAAAAGCAAUCCCGCUAUUCACUCCACCUACCUGUGAAAUCCAAGAGAAUGAUAAAUAUUUUGAGGAGUGUAUAACAGAAAUCAAUAAGCAGUUGAGGGAUUGUGGUACAUUACGUCCGGAUAGCUUAGAAGCUAUGUGUAAUGAGUAUGUUGCGUCAAUACUCUAUACCGCACUCCAUAUCAUCAGGGACGAUACAAAGAAAGAACUCAGCAUGCGUCCUCAACAUGAAAUUAUUAGAGAAAAAAGUGAAAUCUCUCAGGCAAGUGAAGUCCCUUUUACCAUCGAAUUUAACAAUAAGGCCUUGGAUGAGAACUCCGAAGAAUGCAAAACAUUACGUAAUGCUCACGCCAUGCAUCAAGGUGGCAGUGCUAAAAUUGAGUACCACACAGUCAGUUUUGAUAAGACCAGGAUGUUUGGCUGGAUCCACCAGACGCAAGCCCCAAUUCAUGAUUUGCAAAAGCAAGUCGAAGAACUAAGGCAGAAAGCUGCUCAACAAGCUAGUGAAGCAUAG